Molecule: messenger RNA, 1607 nt
Organism: Populus euphratica (Euphrates poplar)
Lineage: Eukaryota; Viridiplantae; Streptophyta; Magnoliopsida; Malpighiales; Salicaceae
Exons: 1
Coding region: 474-1406 (310 amino acids)
Source: RefSeq, a predicted model, not a curated record
UUUGGAUUACAGAAGCUGGCUGGAGACAUUUUCUCCAUACACCAAAAAUGCUUUCCAAGUCACCAUCUUUCCUUCUCUUUCUUCAACUAACAACAGAAACUUUUCUGCAUCCCUUUUUCCUGCUGUAGAAACCCCAUUUUGGUUGCCUUUUCAGGUUCUUUAAAAGCAUCAGAAGCCAGAGAGUGUUUCAGAGGAAUAUAACUCAGCUGCGUUUUUUACCAUCAGGUUCUUCAACACAAUAUCAGAUCUUGCCACUAUCGGGACCAUUGAUCAGUUUUUGAGAAAGUCUUCUGAUAAGGUAACAUGUGACAUUUUGUUCGUGUUAUGAACAAUAGUUUUGUAUGUAAUCCAAAAGAGGCAGAAAAUACGUUGGUAGGGCAGGGUAGAAUGGGAUCGCAGCUUUUCUUGCAUUAGCAUUCGUUCUUAUGCCUGUGAAAUCAUAGUUUCGCUUCCAUUCGAAUAUUUACAUAACAAUGUCUUUCCAACAUCCAUUGAGAAACUCCUCAUUGGGAGCUUCCUUAUCAUCUGCACUCCCAGAAAAAAUAUCAGAUGAUCCAUCGACAAAUAAAACUCCUCAGAGUACUGUCACGUGCGCCUACCAUGCUUAUGUUGCAGGUUAUUGGCGUACUAUCACAGUUUUUUGGUGCAAGAACCUUAUGAAUCACACCCUCAACCUCAUUAUCAAUAAUCUUGAAGGUGAAGCUUGUUACAAUUGCAAGAUUGACCUUAAGCCUUGGCUUUUUUGGAGCAAAAAAGGGGGCAAGUCCUUUGAGCUCGAAGGGUGCCAAGUAGAUAUACAUUGGGAUUUCCGAUCAGCUAAAUUUUCCGGGAGUCCUGAGCCGGCUAGCGAUUAUUAUGUUGCUAUAGUUUCAGAUGAAGAGGUUGUUUUGUUGUUGGGAGAUUACAAGAAAAAGGCUUACAAGAGAACGAAAGCAAGACCGGCUCUCGUUGAGGCUAUCCUAUAUUUGAAGAAAGAAAAUGUAUUUCACAGGAAAACCUUCUCAACCAGAGCUAAAUUCGACGAAAGGAAAAAUGAACAUGAUAUUAUUGUAGAGAGUUCAGCAGGAGGAUCAAGAGACCCUGAGAUGUGGAUUAGCAUAGAUGGAAUCGUUGUGAUUCAUGUUAUGAAUUUACAGUGGAAAUUCAGAGGGAACCAAACUGUGAUGUUGAGCAGGCAACCAGUUCAAGUGUUCUGGGAUGUCCAUGAUUGGCUGUUUAGUACCCCUGGCACUGGCCAUGGCUUGUUCAUAUUCAAACCAGGGGUUCCAGAACCAGAAGAUGACAAGGAUGGCAGCAGUUAUGGUGGGCAGAGUGAUACUAGUGAUGGGAGUAUGUACUUUUCUACCAGGAGUCUCUCAGCAACAGCAGAAUUCUGCCUUUUCCUUUAUGCCUGGAAGAUUGAGUAAGGUUUGUGGUAUUCUAUGGAAAUGGCUAAGUGCAUCAUUCGCAGGCAUUCUUAUGGCUAGAACUUUCCCUGCCAGUAGAAAUAUAACCUGUAAAGUAGGUUAUCGGUUAUCUCCCUGGUCUGAGCCCUUCAUGGAUGUAUAUCAGAUCCAUUACAUUUUCCAUGCCAUUGUGGAAGCAUAGUUGAUAAUGUCAACUGUAGU